UAGAUGCUCCAAUUUAUUUUAUGAUUUCUCGACAGCAUAUACAUGUCAUUUCUUGACCUCUCCGACCUGCCCCGACACUACAUAUACCCUUUUCGCAGCGUUCAAACAACGGAAAAAGAAAAAAAAAAAUUGCAAUCCAAUUCUUGACCUUGAACGUUGAAUAUUAAGCCCAAGAAAGAUACCUUUUCUUUCUCCAUCACUAUACGUAUGAAUAUGGAACAAUUCAAGUAAAUGAUGUUGGGUCAUGAAAUUCCCCUCUCUCUAGAAACCAAACCUCUCGAUCUGUUUUGUCUCUCAUGUUGGAGAUGGAGGAGGAGGAGUUCUUGACCCUCAGACUCUCCAUAGCCCCGGCCCACGAUCACAACCGCGAGGGGAAGAGGAAAAGGAACAUAAUAGAAAUAUCAAACUACUCGAGCUCGAGUGAUGAAGAGGAGGGCAAGAUCUUGGGCCUCCUCCAAAUGAGAGAGAGAAUGCUAAAGGCGGAUCAUCACAACAAGAGACAAGAUACCGAUGCAAAGGGGCUGCACUUGAUCCACUCCCUCCUCAUCGCCGCCACCUCCGUCAACGAGAAAAACGCAACAUCCGGAGUCGAAAACCUCCGCCAACUCUACGAGCACGUCUCUUUGAGAGGCGACUCCGUUCAAAGAGUCGCUGCCUACUUCGCGGACGCCCUCCUCGCCCACCUCCUCACCCGAAAAUCCCCCUUCUACGACGCCAUAAUGAAGCCCCCCUCGCCCUCGGAGGCCUUCUCCGCCUUCACAUCUCUCUACAAAGCCUCACCAUUCUUCCAGUUUGCUCACUUCACAGCAAACCAAGCCAUUCUCGAAGCCUUCCAGAGAGAUGCAAGCAGUAGGGCUCUCCAUGUUGUCGAUUUCGACGUCUCCUACGGCUUCCAAUGGCCCUCCCUCAUGCAAUCCCUCUCAGAAAACGCCACCCCCACAAACAAGAUUUCCUUAAGGAUCACUGCCUUUGGCCCCCAUAUGGAGGAAAUUCAAGAAACUGAAUCAAGAUUGGUGAGCUUUGCUAAAGGCUUCUGCAAUCUCGUUUUCGAGUUCCAUGGCCUAGUUAGAGGAUCCAAGAAUGUGAAGGUGAAGAAGAGGAAGAAUGAGACGGUUGCUGUAAACUUAGUCUUCCAUCUCACCUCACUCAAAACUCUCUCCAAAAUCUCAGAAACUCUAAGCUAUGUCCACUCUCUCAAGCCGUCGGUUAUCGUUCUAGUCGAGCAAGAAGGAAAAUGUAGCAGCAACAAGUUUCUACCAAGAUUCAUGGAGUCACUGCACCAAUUUGCAGCCAUUUUUGACUCAUUGGAUGACUGCCUUCCAUUAGACAGCGCUGAGAGGCUGAGCAUUGAGAGGGAUCAUCUAGGGAGGGAGAUUAGGAGUGUCAUAAACUACGAUGGAGACGACGAAGAAUCUUGUCCAAGAUUUGAGAAGAUGGAGACAUGGAGUGGGAGGAUGGAGAGGAGGGGCUUUGUGGGUGUUGAGCAGAGCUGCAGGGCUGUGAUGCAGGCGAAGCUGCUGCUGAAAAUCAGAAGCCAUUGUUGCCCUAUCAAGUUUGAUGGAGAAAAUGGUGGUUUUAGAGUUUUUGAAAGAGAGAAUGGCAAAGCUAUCUCUCUAGGGUGGCAAGAUAGGAUUCUGAUCACAGCCUCUUCUUGGUGCUCUGCUGUAUCAUAAAAUUCUUGUAUGAAAUGACAUUCUUUAGUUCUUUUUCAUUUUCUUGUAAUUUCAUUUUGUGAUUCGUUUAAUUACUGUAUAUUCCGUAACCAAGAUGACAUUAUCAAUAUACACGUGUUCAUUGAU
Molecule: messenger RNA, 1799 nt
Organism: Salvia miltiorrhiza (redroot sage)
Lineage: Eukaryota; Viridiplantae; Streptophyta; Magnoliopsida; Lamiales; Lamiaceae
Product: GRAS family protein RAM1-like
Exons: 1
Coding region: 297-1673 (458 amino acids)
Biological process (GO): regulation of DNA-templated transcription
Cellular component (GO): nucleus
Molecular function (GO): sequence-specific DNA binding; DNA-binding transcription factor activity
Source: RefSeq, a predicted model, not a curated record